Durusdinium trenchii is the source of this 4028-nucleotide messenger RNA. The record is from the annotation of a GenBank genome assembly. Lineage: Eukaryota; Dinophyceae; Suessiales; Symbiodiniaceae.
GGAUUUUUCACCCAAGUGGCCCUGGCCCAGCAGAGCAACUCGCAUUGAGCACGCCAUGGAUGCGGGUCCGUGUGACGCGGUCGCAGUCGCCGACGUGCUCCCAAGGCGGCGAAAGCAGACCACGCGUGGAGGAGGUGUGUCGCUGGUCGCCAGCGCAUGCCACCGAGCAAUUGGGCAGAUGGGCCAGGUCUGGACGACCCGAUGUGGCACAGGAGAUGCUCCAGGCGAUGAGCAUCGCCAGGCUGCAGGUGAACCUCAUCCACUACAACGUGGUGCUAAGCGCCUUCGGCCCCGUUCCGCAGUGGGCGUCGGCGGUGAGCGUGUUGGGCCGCCUCAGAGCCUGCGGUUUGCUGCCCGAUGCCUUCAGCUUCACCCACCUCUGCAGUGCCUGCAACAGCUGGCCCAAAGCCCUGGGCCUCCUAAGUCAGCUGCCUGCGUCGAACACCAUCUGCUUCAACGGCUUGAUCCGUGUGGUAGAUCGAGACUGGCCGUUGGCCAUGGAGAUCCUGCAGGUGAUGUCUCAUCGCAGGUUGAAGCCUGAGAGUUGGACUGCAAGCUCUUGUGCCGCCGCAUGUAAGGAGAAGUGGCGGAUGGCCUUGCAGUUGCUGGAAGUGGAUGGAGGUGAUGUCGUUGUCAACACGGUGGUGUCACCCUGCGAGCAGGCGAAGAGCUGGCGGAGGAGCCUGCAAGUGCUGCUGGGUGGAGCUGUCCGAAGGCUCUCUGCAAGUGUGUUGCGCCACUCAGCGGCUGUUGCGGCCAUCGACUGGGCCAUGGGCUUGCAGCUGUGGGAGGAGAUGCGGAAGCUGUUGCUGUGGCCCAAUGAGAUCACCUGCAGCUCUGCCUUGACCGCCUGUGGGAGAAGCGUCACCUGGCGAGCGGCGGCCUCGCUGCUGGUGGGCGCGGAAGAGACGACGGUUCGACCAAAUGCCAUUUGCAGACGCAUGGCCACCGUUGCCUUUGAGCAGGCUUCUCAGUGGGCCGAUGCUUGUGUUCUGGGAUCGGAGGCGGCCAGUCGUCCAGUGGCCAUCGUGGCACUGGGCUCCUCCUCGCGCUGGCGCCACGCCUUGCAGUUCCGAAGUGCCUCCUCUCGAGGCAUUGGUCCCAGCGAAGAGGCUGCGGCGCUCCUCGGCGGUUUGGCCACGGCCGGAGCUUGGGAGAUGGCGCUCCAGGAUGCCUGGUGGAAGGAUGUGUCGCCACCAGCUUUGCACUCGAUUCUGCGGGCCAUCGCUAAGGCUCGACGUUGGCCACUGGCCUUCCGGCUGCUGCGCCACCUGCAACUGCUGCGCACACGUCCCAGCGGUGGCGUUGCAUACAGCAUUGUACUGGAUUCUUGCGACACAGCUGGCGCUUGGAACACUGCUUUGCACCAGCUGGAUGCGCCAGUUGUGCUGGCUGCUAUGCCUGCGCCGGUCGGCAGCUGCCCAGGGGCAGGUGCGGCAGUGUCGGCCUGCCAAAGGGAAGCACAGUGGCGCUGGGCAUUGAGACUGCUGCCUGAGCCUGCGGAGCCUGCGGAUGAGAUGAGUUUUGUGUCUGCGAUGAAUGCGAUUCCUGCAUGGACUCGUGCCAUUUGGCUGUUGUGCAGUUCGCCACUGGCAAGGAUCCAGCCGCAUGAACGGCUCCAGAACAGCGCAGUGGCCAGCGCCGCGGCCGGGAGUGCAUGGCAGCUGGCGAUGCAUGUGCGGCCACGCGUGGGGGGUGCGGCAGAGCUGGAGGUUUUAGCGGCCUGUGAAAGGAGAGAUCUGUGGACAUCAGUCACCAUUGGCGUCCAGGCAGUGCAGGACGUGGCCCUUCUGGGCCUGCAGGGCGUCAGCGACAAAAAGGUCGACUCGGUCAGAGUUACCACCAUCCCUAAGCAUCAAGCCGUGCGUGUCGUGCCGUUCCUGAACGCCCUCGAUCUCCGACGCCAGCUGGAGUCCGGCCCCCCGGACACCGAUGUCCAGGGAGCGGACAAGUUCGCCUUGGUGGAACGUGUGACGCAGCUGACCUUAGCUUCGCAGGUGAACUGCUUCGAAGCCAUCUUGGGCCUCCACAAAGAGAUUCUGGGCCUAGAAGCACCGAAAUGGAUGGAAGUGAAGCGUUGGGCAGAGCGUGCAGAGGUCUCCCUUCGCUUCACGGCAGAGGAGCGAUGUAGCUUCCUGAGAGAAGAGACUCGAGAGGUCGAAGAUGCCAGCAGAUCGGUGACCGAGUUCUCGGUCGGCUAUGCCAUGGGAUUGACCAGCAAGACGGUCACCAAAGAGACACAGUUCUUUUGGAACUUUGAGGUGACCUACAAGGUGGAGCUCCUUCGAGGGGUGGGAGCCGAAGCAUCAGAUCGACUUUUGUUGCAAAGCCACUCACAGAGCACCGAGCUCAAGAAUAAGACCAAGGUGUCCCCGCGCCCAGCAGCCAAUGUGCCAGCACAUUGUGAAUCAGUACGCAUCACGGAGCUCCUCAAACUUUUGCACGACGGAGGUCUCCGUCCGAUCUUCCAGAUUGACCGGUCUUCGCCGAAGACGAAGACCCCCCGGAGGAAUGCCCAGACGGCGGCGAUCGCCGAGUAUUUGGAGAAUCUGGUGCGGUUCUUCAUGUCAGUCACCAGAUACCUCGAGAGCCUUAGCCGCCGGGAUGCUUUCACGAGCUCUGCGAACCUCUCUGCUGAAACAAUUUUCGUCCCUGCGUUGCCACUCUUUGCGGAUGCGGAAGACGUUGAUCUGCAGGAGGUUCAGGAAUCAGGGCCUCUGUGCCUCUGCAAUGAGACUGAUCGAGAUGGCCCAGUGAUCUCGGUGGCGGAUGGCAACCGACUGCUGAAGGAAGAGAUGCGAACCUGGCUCGCGAAGAAGGAGAGUUUGGCUGAAGAGGUGCAAGACCGCGGCGUCUUCACACCAGGGGCGGCUUUUCUGCUAGUGGGAUUGCUCCAUUGCUUGGAGGUGGUGAAACAGUGGUGUGGAAGCCUGAACUUUGUGGAACAGAUGCUGCAGGAUCAGUUGGUCGCUGCCAUUGGGAAAGAGGUCACAGUGGUGGAUUUUGCCCAUUACAUGCGCUUUCACUAUCGAAAGCUCUUCCGCGAGGCGUUUCAGCCCACGGCCUUCAGCUUUCCGGUCCGCCGGGACCCGCGGCAUUCUCCGGAGGGCACCCUGAGCAUCGAAGAGAAGGGAGGAGUCUCCUUUACUGGUAAUGUGCACCUUCACGCAUGGCUAGCUCAUGAGUUUGCCGGACAACGCUCGAGCAGCUUGUCCUUGCUGUCUCGGGCGCAGCAGUUCAGUUGCUUCAUGGUGUUGGUGGGUCGAGUGACUUCAGCGACGGAGUUUGAUCCCAAGUAUGCCAUCUUACUGCAGAACAAGGACGAACUGGAGAUUCCUCUGGAUUUGUCGACGAUCCCCACACCGCAGGAGUUCAAGGACGCCAUCGAGUCUCUGUCCCCAGAGCAGCAAGCCUUCGCCAAGGCCUUCCGUGCCAUGCAGUUGGAGAGCACCUUGUUCGGAAUUGUGGUUGUGCAGAUCAAGCCGCAGCUGGAGCAACUUCUCAACUUGCCGGUUGAUAGCCUCACCAAAGAGAUCAAACUGACGCAGGAGCUGCAGCUUUUUCUUUUUGGCGCUGAGAUCUUGCAGCUCUUCGUGAAGUUCCAAAUUCCCAGCGACUUGCUCUCCUUCUCGCCCGACCUGCUACAGCCCCAAGAGGCCGCCACACCGUGCAAGCGGCUGGAAGUCGUUCAGGCGCAGGUGAAAGAAAUGACAUCGAUGAUUGAGGGCGAAAAGGUGCAGGAGCUCCAGGUGCGCAAGGCAGAGGAGGAGUUGAAACAAGCCGAACAGCUGAAGAAGCAGAAGAUCUCGGAGGAGAUGCGCUGGGGUGACCGUCAGUCAGAUUGGCGACCGGGUGUUUCCGGUGGAGACCGGGGGUUGAAGAUGGCACGAGAGAACUGGAGAGGUGAGAAUAAGUCUGAGUCAAGGAUAAUUCAGAUUCGAAAACGAUUUCCAGGUCAGAAUUCCAUGAAUCAAGCAAACCUCAGGAGAGUUAAGGAUUUCAAAGGGGGAGCAAUAGCAGAACAAUAG